GAGGAGGGGGCAGCCCGGGGUGGGGGGGCGCCCUCGCGAAGCCUCGUGCCACUAGGAGCGCUCACGCCAGCGAGGCCGGGUCUAGCCGAGUGACCGCGGUCUGGCCACGCGGUCGCCCAGGGACGCGCGUCCUCCGUAGGGACAAAGGGUCGGGAAACUUGAGCCGGGCCCGUCCCGGAAAAUCCGGGCUGCGGUCGCCAUGGCAACGGAGUCGGGCCCGCGGCGGCCGCCCCCGGCCCCGGCUCCGGCCCCGGCCCGGCCCACGAGGGGGCGCUGGGGGCGGGAGAGGGACCCCGCGCGGCCGGCCCCGAUGCCCGCCCCGCCCUCCGGCCGCGGCCGCCGGCCCGAGCCCGCGACUGACCCUCGGCAGCUCCUGUAGUCACGUGGCGCUGGGAACCGGCGGGGGGGCUGGGCACGGGCCUGGCAGUGGUGAACUCGAACCUGCUGCUGUCGCCGCGGCGGGGUGGGGAGCGCGGCCGCCGGCGCCGGCUUUCCGGCCCCAUGGACGCGCGACGCGGCUCCGCGCUCCCCGCCGGAGAGGUAAGGCUGGCCUCUCUGCCGUCAGAGGUCUGAGCUCUGCCAUGGGGGUAGGGGUGUCUUUACUGCUGCAGUUUUCUCUGACAUCUGGGGGCUACCAGAGUGUGGGCCGAAGCAGGCGCUCCAGCCGCAGAAGUAUCCCCAGGAGCCUCCCCGGGAGGAGCUGGAAAAAGCCUCAUCUCCUGCUCCACAGCCUCCAGGCAGAGGAAGAACCGAUGCUGGAACGUCGCUGCAGGGGCCCCGUGGCCAUGGGCCCCGCCCAGCCCCGACUCCUUUCAGGGCCCUCCCAGGAGUCGCGGCAGACCGUGGAGAAGGAGCCCCAGGGGCUGAGGUUACAAGGCACUGCGCUGGCCCAGAAGGGCGGCCAGGCCCCAAGUCGGGCCCAUCGUUGUGCCCACUGUCGAAGGCACUUCCCGGGCUGGGUGGCCCUCUGGCUUCACGCCAGGCGCUGCCAGGCCCGCCUGCCCCUGCCCUGUCCUGAAUGUGGCCGUCGCUUCCGCCAUGCCCCUUUCUUGGCACUGCACUGCCAGCUCCAUGCAUCCGCCACCCCAGACCUGGGCUUCGCCUGCCACCUCUGCGGGCAGAGCUUCCGAGGCUGGGUGGCCCUGGUUCUGCACCUGCGGGCCCACUCGGCGGCAAAGCGGCCCAUCGCCUGUCCCGACUGCGAGAGACGCUUCUGGCGGAGAAAGCAGCUGCGGGCCCAUCUGCGGCGCUGCCACCCGCCGGCCCCCGAGGCCCGGCCCUUCAUAUGCGGCAACUGCGGCCGCAGCUUCGCCCAGUGGGACCAGCUGGUUGCUCACAAGCGGGUUCACGUGGCCGAGGCCCUGGAAGAGGCAGCGGCCAAGGCUCUCGGGCCCCGGCCCCGGGGCCGCCCGGCGGUGACCGCGCCCCGGCCGGGUGGAGACGCCGUCGACCGCCCCUUCCAGUGUGCCUGCUGCGGCAAGCGCUUCCGCCACAAGCCCAACCUGAUCGCCCACCGCCGCGUGCACACGGGCGAGCGGCCCCACCAGUGCCCCGAGUGCGGGAAGCGCUUCACCAAUAAGCCCUACCUGACCUCGCACCGGCGCAUCCACACGGGCGAGAAGCCCUACCCGUGCACCGAGUGCGGCCGCCGCUUCCGCCACAAACCCAACCUGCUGUCGCACAGCAAGAUCCACAAGCGCUCCGAAGGCUCUGCCCAGGGUGCCCCCGGCUCGGGGAGCCCCCAGCUGCCCGUCCGCCCCCCGGAGCCCUCGUCAGAGCCCGCCCCGGAGCCCCCGCUGAAGCCGGCCCCCGAGCCUCCGGGGGCCGCAGGGGAGCGGCCGCGGGCCCCGGCGGAGGCCCCGCCCUCUCUGUACAGCUGCGAGGACUGUGGGCGGAGCUUCCGGCUGGAGCGCUUCCUGCGGGCCCACCAGCGGCAGCACACGGGCGAGCGCCCCUUCACCUGCGCCGAGUGCGGGAAGAACUUCGGCAAGAAGACCCACCUGGUGGCCCACUCCCGGGUCCACUCCGGCGAGCGGCCCUUUGCCUGCGAGGAGUGCGGGCGCCGCUUCUCCCAGGGGAGCCACCUGGCCGCCCACCGGCGCGACCACGCGCCCGAGCGGCCCUUCGUCUGCCCGGACUGCGGGAAGGCUUUCCGCCACAAGCCCUACCUGGCCGCCCACCGGCGCAUCCACACGGGCGAGAAGCCCUACGUCUGCCCCGACUGCGGCAAAGCCUUCAGCCAGAAGUCCAACCUGGUGUCCCAUCGGCGCAUCCACACGGGCGAGCGCCCCUACGCCUGCCCUGACUGCGACCGCAGCUUCAGCCAGAAGUCCAACCUCAUCACCCACCGCAAGAGCCACAUCCGGGACGGCGCCUUCUGCUGCGCCAUCUGUGGCCAGACCUUUGACGACGAGGAGAAGCUUCUGGCCCAUCAGAAGAAGCAUGACGUCUGAGGGGAGGGCCAGGCAGGGAGCCGCC
Hippopotamus amphibius kiboko is the source of this 2478-nucleotide messenger RNA. RefSeq names its product replication initiator 1 (gene REPIN1). NCBI's taxonomy places the organism in Eukaryota, Metazoa, Chordata, Mammalia, Artiodactyla, Hippopotamidae. The transcript is spliced from 4 exons. The coding region runs from base 582 to 2453 and encodes 623 amino acids. The record is from RefSeq and is a predicted model, not a curated record.